GAGCAACAUAUGCGGCAACUAAAACAACUUUAUUUGCUUUUCACUUUGAAAUUGAUUCAUUCAUUCAUUCAAAAUCUAAAAACCAGUUUCAACUUCAAUCAAACUAACCAUGAUGGCUUCUUCAAGAGCACCGAAAUUAGGUUCCUUUCGUCACAGUUUCGCUGAGAAAAAAGGGAAACUAUUAUCCAUGAAAGCCGGUACUGGAGGUGGUUAUUCUCAAAUUGGGAUUCCUUUACCGGAGUCCGAUGAAGAUUACUUCGCCGUGCCGGGAAAUUCCAAACGCCGCUGCUGUUCGUUCCGUGGUUUCUCCGAUGGGAUCGUCGAAUUGUGGAAAAAUGUGAAGCGCGUGACUGUCAGCGCGUGGGAAAUGGGUCGUUCUGAUCCAAGGAAGAUUAUAUUUUCGGCUAAAAUGGGUGUUGCUCUUAUUCUGAUUUCUUUGUUGAUUUUUCUUAAACAACCGUUUCAAGAUGUUGGUCGCUACUCUGUUUGGGCCAUUCUUACUGUUGUUGUCGUCUUCGAGUUCAGCAUUGGAGCAACUCUUAGCAAAGGGCUUAACAGAGGAUUAGGGACUUUAUCAGCUGGAGGACUUGCUUUGGCAAUGGGAAUGCUAUCAAAAUUGGCAGGAGAAUGGGAAGAAAUUGUAAUAAUGGUUACAAUCUUCAUUAUAGGAUUCUGUGCCACAUAUGCUAAACUAUACCCUACCAUGAAGGCUUAUGAAUACGGUUUCCGCGUGUUCUUGAUCACCUAUUGCUACAUUAUCGUAUCCGGAUAUCGAACAGGCGAAUUUUUUCAUACAGCUACAAAUCGAUUUUUGCUCAUUGCCCUUGGUGCUGCUGUAUCCGUUGGUGUAAAUGUGUGCAUAUAUCCGAUCUGGGCCGGUGAGGAUCUGCAUAAUCUUGUUGCAAAAAAUUUCACGGGCGUUGCAACAUCAUUAGAAGGUGUAGUAAAUAACUACCUUAACUGUAUCGAAUACGAGAGGGUGCCUUCGAAAAUUCUUACAUAUCAAGCAUCUGACGAUGUAGUUUACAGUGGCUAUAGAUCAGCUGUUGAAUCUACAAGCACAGAGGAUGCAUUGAUGAGUUUUGCUGUGUGGGAACCGCCUCAUGGUCGUUACAGAAUGCUUAGAUAUCCAUGGAAAAAUUAUGUUAAAGUAAGUGGAGCACUUAGGCAUUGUGCAUUUAUGGUCAUGGCUAUGCAUGGAUGUAUACUUUCUGAAAUACAGGCUCCAGCUGAGAAGAGGCAAGUUUUUCGCAACGAGCUCAAGAAGGUAGGUUCCGAAGCGGCUAAAGUUCUACGCGAACUAGGUGACAAAGUUAAAAAGAUGGAGAAACUAGGCGAAGAGGACAUUCUAUUCGAAGUACACGAGGCAGCAGAAGAAUUACAACAAAGGAUCGAUAAAAAAUCUUUCCUUCUUGUAAAUGCAGACCUGUGGGAAAUCGGUAACAGGCCAAGAAACGAAAACGAUUCACAAGACCUCUUGAACAUGGACGAAGAAAGCCAUUUCUUGGAGUACAAGUCACUAAGUGAAGCUGUACUUGAUUUAAGAUCAGUUAGAGUUCCAAAAAGUUGGGAAGAAACCGUUGCAGCCGACAUCAUUAACCCAGCGAAUGUUACCGAUGAAAAAUAUUUUCGGAAACAGACAUCUUGGCCGGCACAUAUUUCAUUUCAAGCAGAUGCAAUUAUGACAAAACAGGAAGAAUCAAAAACAUAUGAAAGUGCUAGUUCAUUAACUUUGGCUACAUUUACAUCACUUUUGAUUGAAUUUGUGGCAAGGCUACAGAACCUUGUGGAUUCUUUUGAAGAAUUAGGUGAGAAAGCAAAGUUUAAGGACCCUCUUGAACAACAAGAAACUGUAACAUCUGGUUGGACUAGGUUGUUUAAUUGUUUCAAAUUUAAGGAUUAACAAUUUGACAUAUACACUUUCACUUUGUAACAUGUAUCAUGGAAAUAUCUAACUGUUCUUGUCCGAAAAUCAAAAUAUGCAUUGUUACUGUUUCUUUAGAACAUUUGAAUA
Cicer arietinum (chickpea) is the source of this 2014-nucleotide messenger RNA. Its product is annotated as aluminum-activated malate transporter 9-like. The record is from RefSeq and is a predicted model, not a curated record. NCBI's taxonomy places the organism in Eukaryota, Viridiplantae, Streptophyta, Magnoliopsida, Fabales, Fabaceae. Gene Ontology annotation, biological process: malate transport.